Messenger RNA from Drosophila ficusphila, 2130 nucleotides. RefSeq names its product adenosine 3'-phospho 5'-phosphosulfate transporter 1 (gene sll). Gene Ontology annotation, molecular function: 3'-phosphoadenosine 5'-phosphosulfate transmembrane transporter activity. Lineage: Eukaryota; Metazoa; Arthropoda; Insecta; Diptera; Drosophilidae. The record is from RefSeq and is a predicted model, not a curated record. Gene Ontology annotation, cellular component: Golgi membrane; endoplasmic reticulum membrane. The transcript has 4 exons. Bases 421 to 1818 code for a protein of 465 amino acids. Gene Ontology annotation, biological process: transmembrane transport.
UUGCCCACCUCUAGAAAAUUAAAUUUUGGGCAAAUUUAUUUGUUUUUUGUUUUGGGACGUGUUCACAAUGGGACGAGGCAGAGUGUUUGUGUAGCUGGCCCAAGUGCCGGCUGCCCGAAUUCCCUGAAAACCCAACCCGUUGAGAACUCAGAACACCGCCGAACUCCAGAAGAAACGCACGCACAUCUGGCAGCCGACUGUAAACAAACUCGCGAUAUGAUAAUUGUUUGAAUCUGAUUUGGUGUGCGUAUUAUGCAAAAACUAGUUUCUAGGCAGCGUCGGUUGUUGAACUCUUGACACUUGACUGGCUGAUUUGCCGGCGAGAAUAGAUAAUCGCCCGCGGGUUCAAUAGGUAUCGGCGAAACGGUCGAGUCAGCAUCGCUGGGAAUUCAAUCCGGUAAAGUCAACGAAACGCGCCACAUGUAUGCCUCCAAAAAGAUGGGUCGAGUUCCCGAGCUGGUUAUAUGCUCCUUCAUCGUGGUCAGCUUGCUGGUCAUUCACUUCUUCUCGGAUUUGCUGAGGGCCUCUCUAGGUGGCUACUACAACCAGGAUGUGACGCUUUCCCAGCUGGUAGAGGCCCAGAGCUCGGACUACGCCUGGUUGCUGAAGCUCCUGGUGAAUUGCUUCGGCUACAGCUGUGUCUUUGUGCCAGGUUACCUAAUCUACAAGUAUGUGGGAAGGAUCAACUAUUUGGAGCGUGGCAACCAGAACUUACUGCACAGAGCCAUCAACAUGUGCAUCACAGGUAACUCUGGAUACGAUCAAGUCGAUACAGGAGGCAGCUCCACGGAUAAGGAUCGCCCUGCGGUUUCUACGAUCCCCAAACGAACGAGUUCCCAAGAGGCAGUGCAGCUUAUUUGGUGCUUUGGCGGUCUAAUGGUCUCAUAUCUCACUUGGGGAGUGCUGCAGGAGAAGAUCAUGACGCAACACUAUCUAAACUUCGCUGGAGAAAGUGCAAAGUUCAAGGACUCUCAGUUCCUGGUGUUUUCUAACAGACUGUUGGCUUUUCUGGUGGCCCUCGCCUAUCUGCAAUGGCAACCAUCGCCUGUGCGACACCGAGCUCCGCUGUACAAGUACUCGUACGCCUCAUUCUCGAACAUCAUGAGUGCCUGGUUCCAGUACGAAGCCCUGAAGUUCGUCAACUUUCCCACCCAGGUGCUGGCCAAGUCCUGCAAGAUCAUACCCGUGAUGCUGAUGGGCAAAAUCAUGUCGAAAGCGAAGUACGAGAGCUACGAGUACGUCACCGCACUGCUCAUCUCGCUGGGCAUGAUCUUCUUUAUGAGCGGCUCCUCGGACAGCAGCAAGGCCAGUGGAGUGACGACGCUGACGGGCAUCUUCCUGCUCUCUAUGUACAUGGUCUUCGACAGCUUUACUGCCAACUGGCAGGGUUCACUCUUCAAGAGCUACGGCAUGACCUCGCUGCAGAUGAUGUGCGGCGUGAAUCUGUUUUCCUCCAUCUUCACCGGAGCCUCGCUUUCGAUGCAGGGAGGAUUCAUGGACUCGUUGACAUUUGCCACAGAGCACCCAAAGUUCGUGUUUGAUAUGGUGGUGCUUUCCAUUUGCUCAGCGGUCGGCCAAUUGUUUAUCUAUCACACAAUUGAUGUCUUCGGCCCAGUUGUGUUUACUAUAAUAAUGACGCUGCGUCAGGCCGUGGCCAUCAUGCUUUCCUGCUUUAUCUACCAGCACAGCAUUUCGCUGCUGGGCUUCUUUGGCGUUCUCAUCGUCUUUGUGGCCAUCUUCCUAAGGGUCUACUGCAACCAGCGAUUGAGGGCCAUACGCAAACGGGCCGAGGCUAACAAACCCAAGAUGGCUGUUUAGAAAAGGACGCGGACUUGUAUCGAUCACAACGCACACUCUUCCUAGCUUAAUGAACUGAUUGUAGCUCAUGGUAGAUCCUACUUCCAAAGCCGAAUUAGAGGCUACUUGGUCUCCCCAAAAAUUGUACAGUUUUGUUUUCCUAGUUGUAAGUUGAAUGUAUACUUGUAUCUUAACCGUAAGCGAAUACUAUUAUACUAAUGUAAUAAUUAAAUGUAAGGGGCGAAAAUUUACCUCUGACAAUAAUAUGUGUGUGUGCAAUUAAUGAUUACAUAUAACAAAGUUUAAUAAUGAAUUCAAAAAUUGAUAAGAUGA